AUGGGUGGCGGGGAAGAGAGUAACGGCGUACGGGAUGAUGGCCAGUUGGCCCACGACUCGGAUGAUGGAGGAACGAGCGAAACUUCAAAUGCGUACGAAGAUGUCGUGGAGAAUGGAGACGCUCCAAACGGAGAUGGCACGCAGGGGAGGCUGAAUAGUAGGUUGAAUGCUGACCCAUCACAGCAUUCGCUGCAGCAUGCAUCGCAGCACCCCCCUGAUGACGCGGCUCAUCGUCCGCCAACCUCCCUGCGACACCGAUUCUUCAAAAGCGCCCCCAGAGCGGACGACGCGGAAAAGUGCCACAAGGGCAAACCCGACGCCCAGACAGCGCCCCAGCGGAAAGAAGAAGACCCCCCAAAAAAAGAUGAAGCAGAAAAGGAACAAAUCCCAUCAGAGCUAGAGUGUGCCAUAUGCAUGAAGCUUCUAAUAAUACCAGUGACCAUCCCGUGUGGACACAACUUCUGUCGGGACUGCCUAGAGAAAGCCAAGGAAUACAAAAACACAUGCCCCUUGUGUAGAUCCAAUAUGGGAGACAAAAAAAAUAUUAAUAUUUUAUUGGCCGACCUGAUAAAGGAAAAGUACCCCUUGACAUAUGCCAAGAGAGUUGAAGAAAUGGAAAUGAUAAAAAGAGAAAAAGAAAAAAAAAUACUAAAGGAAAGAUUUGAUGCGAUUAAAAAUUCUUCUGUCAUUCCUCUGUUUAAAGUUCCCCUAAUCUUUGGUCCGUACUUCCCAGGAGAGGUGUUCGAUCUAAACAUAUACAAUGAAAAAUUUAUUGACCUAAUUGAACUCAUAUCAAGUGAAGAACGCACAUUUGCUAUCACAUCUAGUAAGGACAAAUCAGAUAAUGGAGAUGAAAAAAUGUAUGGAAUACAUGUUAAAAUUUUACAACAGAAUAAAACGAACCAAGUGUUCUCUAUAAAAUGUGUAGCAAACUUUCGGGUCAUUCUUUAUAACAUCAUACACUUUCACCAAUAUGAGAAUUAUAUAGCUAGCCAUUCUCCUCUCUUUGACGAAUCCAUUUCUUUGAACUUAUUUGAGUACAUUUUGUUCAGAGGACUAAAGGGAGCUGCGGGGGGUGCUACAGGUCCGGCUUGUUCUCUCGCGACUUCCCCCUCUACCGAUCCCGCUUCAUCUUCCGCUUCUUCCCCCACUUCUUCCCCCGCUUCGUCCCCCAAUGCUAGUCAGAAUUGCCACCACGGCUGCAAAGGGUUGAAGUGUAAUAAUCGAAACUGCACGAAGCAGGCUUCUUCCCCUUGCGAUAAGCAGAAGGGGGGAAAUACACCCGACGGGGACAGCUGCACGUGCGCCGCGUCGUCCGAGCGGAUGAACGGAGAAUGUACUACCCACCAAAGCACAGUCGACUUGGGAAAGAAAAAAGUGGAAGACCUUAAGAAAUUACUAAACAAAAUAGAAUUAGAAGAUGAUAUAAAUGCUAUUUCGUCCUACUAUGACCAGUGUAGAAGUAUCAUGAGCACUUCAACCGACACAAACGAUUAUAAUGUGUACAACGCGGUGAAUUAUUACUGCUGUGUAAUUUUUUCCAGAAUUUGUCUUCUGUGCAUAAGGUACCAGCUGAACCGUUUUGGCAAUGCAGGGAUACGUUUGUUUAAUACCAAGUUUCGAAACGUGAAGCUUACCUCCUCUGAACCAUCCAAUGAAGAGCUAGAAAAUUUUUCCUACUGUCUUAGUAGCGCCAUUAUCUCAAGGUCCAUUCUCAAGUGGAGGUGGUUCAAGACGACCAACACCACGGAGCGCCUUGAGAGCAUAACUCAAUAUUUUUUAAAAAAGAAAAAUAAAAGUAUUUUGGCCCUUGACAAUUCCAGGUCUCCAAUUAUUCACCGCCUCUUUAUGUUGGACUCCAUUUCAUCGUCUCUUCUCAUUUUGGUUUUCAUUUCAAUAAUCAUAUUUGUUAAGUACUUCCUCUACUGA
Plasmodium fragile is the source of this 1929-nucleotide messenger RNA. RefSeq lists its product as uncharacterized. The record is from RefSeq and is a predicted model, not a curated record. NCBI's taxonomy places the organism in Eukaryota, Apicomplexa, Aconoidasida, Haemosporida, Plasmodiidae. The coding region runs from base 1 to 1929 and encodes 642 amino acids. The transcript has a single exon.